Triplophysa dalaica is the source of this 3943-nucleotide messenger RNA. RefSeq names its product SITS-binding protein. NCBI's taxonomy places the organism in Eukaryota, Metazoa, Chordata, Actinopteri, Cypriniformes, Nemacheilidae. The record is from RefSeq and is a predicted model, not a curated record. The coding region runs from base 262 to 2343 and encodes 693 amino acids. The transcript is spliced from 10 exons.
UCUCCUGCGACCAAUGCUUUAAACUUGCUACAACAAGGGACGCGGCAUGCAUUGCAUUACUUUUUUCUUUGGGAAUAAUUGUGCCUGGACGUGUAAUAAAUCAAUUUAAUUCAAAAAUAUACAUUUCUUUUAACAAGUUUCAACAAACGAAGGCGGCAGAACGCGAGCCCGUUGCAUGAUGACGAUCCUGCAUAUUUCAGCAGGCAGGUUGUUACUUUUAUUCACCGCUUUCUUUUAAAUCUCUCUUGCUCUGAUACCAACAUGCCUCACGCGCGCAACAGGAACCCGAGUCCUAUCCCAGAGGUGACAUGGGACACUGGAUUGAAAGAGAUGAACGAGACCUGGAAGGGGGCUAUCGCUUGCUUGGGGGUCGCUAUCUUUUUUGUCAUGACAAUUGGGAUCAUUUAUUGGCAAGUCGUGGAUCAGCCCAACAAGAACUGGAUUCUGAAGGGGAGUUUCAGUGGACUUAUAUGGGAGAGACGGACACAAACUCUGGUCUUUCAGACGCUGACCGAGGAUAAAACUUUCGCCGAGAUUGACGUGGGGAACGUGGGGAACCCCGACGGCGAGGUUCCUUUCGUCAGGAACUUGUGCUGGCUUAACAAAACCGAGUUCUGCUACACAUGGGACUCGGUCGCGGAGGUGAGGAUAUCUUUGGAAACAGAGGAGGCAUCAGAAACUGAAUGCUACAGUGUAACCUGGUCUCCAAUCCACUGCCAUGUGGACCUGAAGGACUGUUUCUCCAUGGUGAACGUUUCAUGGUACGGAGGCGCCGGUGUCCACACGCCCAGCUGGCCAAUAAAUGACGCCAACAUUUCCAUGCAACCCUUCACAGUCAGUGACCUACAGGACAACCCGUCUGGCUUCGGGUCAGUUUUAGAACGCUACUUCCUGGGAUCCUCAGGUGUGUCAGUUCUGGUGGCUCCUAACGUCCCUCUACACGUAGGCAUGGAAAGCAGACAGCAGUUCUGUUUGCAAACGCCGCCCAGCAUGGAGCGCAUGCCUAUGCAGUACACCGUGUGUGUUGGACACAACAUUAAAGCCGUCCAUCAGGAGUCAAUGCAGCAGCUUUCAACAGCCACACGAGAACUGCCAAACAUGGAUGUCUUACGGCUGCCUUUCUGGAAGCUUUUGGCAAAUGUGGACUCUGGGGCCAAGCUGGAGCGAGAGCUGAGAACCUUCUCAAACCGGCUGAAGAGGCAUCACUUAGGGGAGGGAGUUAUCAGCCUCGAUGAACAUUCCACAGCUCUCCUCUCCAACAUGGACCAUAGCUACCUCAAUAGCAAGAGAAGGACGUCUAGGAGACAUACCAGGGACAUCCCUUUUGUAAAGCUUCUAAACAUUUCCAUCACCCUCUCCCCGUACCUGAGCAUAGGCUCUCAGCAGUUCCAAACCUCCAUGCAAGAAGGCAUUGAAGACUACUGGCUGAGUCUGCCUUCAGGACCACAGGGUCGACCGGUGCCUCUGUUGACUCAAUGGGAAGGAAAAUACAGUGUGAAGCUCAACAUCACCAACCCAGAAGCCACUAACUGGUUUCUGGACAAGGUGGAUAUUUUACGGAGCCAUUUGGGUAUGGAGUAUGUCAUCCUGGAAGGUGGCGAGGGAAACCCCUUUGAGGAACAGGCCCUACGCCCACCUCUGGCAUUGGUUGGUGAUGAGUACAUUGGACUCCUUGCUGACCUGGCGGAGAGGAUAGAGGGCAAUGCCAUUGUGACCUCGGGAACAAGGUCCAGCCAUAAGCCGCUCUUCAUCCGUAUGAGUGGACUACAGUCCAACUGGAGUUACUCAGGCCUCAAGGGCAUCAUUCCAUCCCUACUGCAUCACAGUCUUCUGGGAUAUAAUUUCUUCAUUCCUGAUGCAGUAGGAGGCUCACUCGCUAUCGAACCGGUCACAGACGACGAGCUGUUCGUCCGCUGGUUGGGGAUUGCUGCCUUCCUUCCUGUCAUCAGCUUCCAGACACCUCCAUGGGUCUUUGAAAAGGAAUGGGUCCUAAACAUCACCAGAUUCUACAUAGCCAAGCACCAAAACUUCGUAGUUCCUCUGAUACUAAAAUACACUGAGGAAUGGCAAAAAAAUGGAACCCCCAUCUACAGACCACUGUGGUGGCUUAGCCCAGACAACCCAAUUACAUUCACCAUUGACGAUGAGUUCCUCAUAGGAGAUGAGGUUCUUGUUGCACCGGUGACUGAAAAGGGGGCUUUACAAAGAGACAUUUAUCUGCCAGAAAGUGACUUUCAGUGGCAGGACACUAACAAUGCUCAAGUGUUUGACGGAGGGACGUUUUUGGAAAGUUACCCAGUUGGCCUCGGGGAUGUGGCAGUUUUUAUACGGUGGAGAUCCUGAGGCUCCAGUACCACAAUUAUUGUACCACUUUUCGUGCUGUUUUCAAAUUGCACUUUCCACAAAGACCAUUAUCUGUGUCUCGAGGUAUCUUGAGAUUUGGUAGAGAAUAAUUUUACAUUUGCACUUUAAAAAUCAAACUGAUUUAUAUUUUCUCGUGAUUUUUAGAGCUUUCUUGUUGUUCUCCGCUAUUUGUUUUGAUAAUCAUGAUCUUUUUGGGCUUUUUUCUUCAGGACGCAGUGGUUCACACUUGAUAAUUUGUUCGGCUUACAAUACUUUCUCAUGACCUGGAGCUGUAAAUCGAAUAUUUUUUUACUUAAUAACAAUCAACGGAAUUUAACAAAGAAGACCAAACAAUCUGAAAAAUCGCUAAUCGUCUCGGCAAAGACUGGAAAACAUGCGCUACAGUUGGAUGAAGAAAAACGUAAACAAUCGCUCAUCUUAACUCAGCUGGGUUUUUACUUCAACUUUGUUAAAUAUUUUGCUAUAUCUUUGUCAAGUUUUACUGUACCUCAACUUUGGUUGUUUUUUUUUGUGUAAAAAAUGAAUGAGAUUACAAAAAGCACUUACUGAUGUAGGUAGGACAUUGAAAUGAAGGGUGUUUAGAAAGUUUGUCUAUAGAAAUAACAUUGAAUAUCAAUCAAAAGUAGAAGAAUAUGAGCCACUUGCAAACAAAACGAAGGAGAUGACCUCUCCUCAUUUUCUGUACAGUCUUAGUUUUAAUGCAAUACACAACAAAUGAUUCAUUAAUAUUUUGUAAUGAUUUUGAUAAUAUGCUGAUUUUAAUUGUGUAUAUAGCUUUCUACAGUUGACCAGAUGAAACCAGUAUUUCUAAAUCAUAAUUCGUAGUGAUGGCAUGAGGAAUUACUAAAAAGUAGAAGUAGAGUUUUCCAUCAGUUCAGACUAAACUUGAUAACUCAGACAAAAUAACAUAUCGCUUAACCUUAGAACAUUAUAGUGGCAUUUGUUUAGUUUGUGCUCACAUAAAAAUUCUAGUAAAUUCUUGACAACUUUGCAGUCUAGUAAUGCCGACUUCUAAUGGAGGUGCUGCUACUGUCAAACCUCUUGUGCCUUGACAAGGAACUGGGAUCGCCAGUCCUGUGUUAAAACAUUAAAUCACAAGCAACACCGUAUGAAUCUACAGUGCAGCGAGAGAAGGAGAACUUGAUCAGUAUCACCUGAUACAUGUGCCCUACUGGGAAUGUCCUCUUAAUCCUCACUGUGAAUGUUUACUGUAACUGCAGGUUUCUCAGGUCAAACAUAUCAAAUCCAAAAGUAAAAAAUGUCUUACGCCCCAGCAUACUGUUAAUGUCUUAAUCUCUUGGUUCUUGAUGUUCUUUUAAUUCGAGCGUUUUAAGGAGAAAACUAGCGAUAAUCUAAUUUUAUAUAGAGUGGUGUUUUGGGGGUCUCAUUUUAUAUUAAAAUGCUAUGCUAUGACAAUGAUUUGCUGUAAUGUGAGCAACCUUGACUUUUUUAGAAUGUGUUUUUGCCCUAAGCCAAUCAGCAGUAAACAUAAAUCAAUGAUUGAGCCAUUCAACUUUCUUCUGUAUAUCUAAAAACUAGAGAUGUCAAUCUGAAAUAAAGUUUACAUUUUGUUACUGUA